AUGUUUAGAAACACUUUGAGACUGGCUACAAGGUUCAGUCUUCGAAUACCUCAACGGUCCUUCCACAAGAGUAGUAACUUAGCUAAUAGUCUAAAAUCUACCAUUGAGAAACAACAUGAACUGCAUCAAAAGCGGAUGAGGAAUCUGAAAAUUGAAAGAUGGGUAUUUUCAAUUGCAGGUAUUUCCGCCCUUGGAUACGGUUUAUGGUACUUCUACUGGCCCCAUCAUACUUUCCCCGUAUCUGUCGCCAAGAUAUUACGUAAAGGUCUAUGGGCAGAAUCUAAUAAAGAAAGUUUCAACUACCAAAAGGCAGUUGCGUUUUACAUCGAUGCCCUUGAAGAAUGUGAUAAAAUACAUAUGAAUCCAGUCUCUGAUGAAUAUACAGGUAUUGAACUUAAAGUGGCAGAAAUGUAUGAAAAAUUGAACAUGUUUGAAGAAGCUAAUGGUAUUUAUUUAGAAUUACUCUAUCGAUUCUACGAUGCAUUGAACUCUCCAGGAAAAGUCCCCGUGGAGCAGAGACCUGAUAUGAUUAGGAGAGAUCUUAGGGUUUUGAUUAAAUCUCUGGAGCUUAAUAAGGAUCUCGCCAUUGGUAAAAGGAAUCUACUAGCACACCUGCUAUUAGCACAAGAGGAAAUUUUAAGUCGUUCCCCAGAAUUGAAAGAAUUCUUCGAAAGAAGAAAGGAAAAAGCAAAGAAUAUUUUCCAAGGAAAGGCCAUAAGCUCUACAGAUUUCAAAACUUUUGUUGAUGAAGAAAAUAUAAAGAUUAACGAUGAAGGUUACAUGAUUUUGGAUCUACAGAAAAACAGCAGUGCAUGGGAACCAUUUAAGGAAGAAUUCUUUACAGCAAGAGACCUUUACACGGCGUACUGUCUUUCCGCUAAAGAUAUUACAGCAGCAUUAAGUUGUAAAAUGACCACAGUCGAAUGGAUGGUAAUGGCCGACAUGCCACCAGGCCAGAUCUUAUUGUCUCAAGCCAAUUUGGGGUCCUUGUUGUAUUUACAAGGUGAAAAAUUCGAAGCUGAAAUAUACCAAUUGGAACAACGUUGUGGGGAAGAUCCCUCUUUGAAGAAUGAGGAUGUCAUGAUUAUAUCUCUAAGGCACCUGCAUAGAAACAGGGAUACCUGCCUCGACAUGUCCAAUCAGUGCUAUAACAGUGUAGUACAGUUUGCCAAGAGAAACAGCAAGCUAAGAUUUAAUGUGAGGGAUCAAUUAGAUCCAUCGGUUGCGCAGGCAAUUGCACUUUCAACUUAUGGGAUGGGUGUAUUGAACCUGCACCAGGGAGUAUUAGUAAAGGCAGAAAAAUUACUAAAGGAUUCUAUUACACUUGCCAGAGAGACAGAUUUUACAGAACUCCUCAAAGAAGCUGAAAAUGAGUUACAGAAGACUUCUGUAUUGAAGACCAAAAAGCAGUCUGAGCAACCACAACCCAAUUGA
Molecule: messenger RNA, 1434 nt
Organism: Zygosaccharomyces rouxii
Lineage: Eukaryota; Fungi; Ascomycota; Saccharomycetes; Saccharomycetales; Saccharomycetaceae
Exons: 1
Coding region: 1-1434 (477 amino acids)
Biological process (GO): protein quality control for misfolded or incompletely synthesized proteins
Cellular component (GO): i-AAA complex
Molecular function (GO): misfolded protein binding
Source: RefSeq, a predicted model, not a curated record